AUGGCGCUUUGGCGCUUGUUCCGCCUGAGCAACCGGUACAUCAGUCUGCACGCUCUGCUCCUGCUGCGGUUCUAUCUGGCGCAGUUCUACUAUCUGGGGCUCAUGAGGGUACGCUAUGAGGCUGCCCACAGCUCGGUGCACCUGACGCCCUAUAGUGUGACCAUAGCACGGAUGCUGGGGCUGUUCUUCGCCUACUUCUUGAGCCUGGCCCUGCUGCACCCAUACGUCCUCCUCCUGCACAUCCAGCUGUUCGUGUUCGCCUGCUGCCUGCUGGUGCAGCCUCGGAGGGUGUACGAGGAGCGAAUCCGGCUGAUCAACUGCUUCCUGCGGCUCGCUCCGGAGCUGUACCGCAGAUGUCGUUGCAAGCUGCGGCUGUCCUGGAUGCUGGUGCUGCAGUUGGUCUUCAGGCUGCUCACCUUCAAGAUGUACUUCGAGACCUUCAUGCUGUCCAAGGACGCCACCUGGAAGCUGUUUUUCAUGGCCGUGUUCGUGGUGCCCGUCUCGAUGGCCAUUUGGGUGAUGGACAUGACCUCCCAUCUGAUGAGCAUUGCACUCACGAUUCUGACAAAAUCCUUUGAGCUGAUGAACGACGAGCUGGCCUCUAUCGCCGAGAAGCUCCCCGUGGGGACACUCAAGGGCGAUCAGAGGGCGGUGCAGAGGCUCCAGCGCCGCCUACGAUCUCUUCAGCGUCUACACCGUACCUAUGCGAAGCUCACACAGGAGCUGCUCGACUGCAUCACUCCACAACUGGUGCUGAUCAUCGUCUACAACCUCAGCAUGAUCUACUCGCUCUCCUAUGUCCAGUGGCGGCGCAUCUUCCAGAUCGCCCUCUUGGCCAACAAUCUGCGCCAGCUCAUGCACUCCCUGGCCGCCCUGGUGGCUGCCGCCGCUGCCCCACAGGACACUUGCUGGUUGCAGGUGGCUCGCCUGCUGCAGUUCGACGAGAUCCUCGCCACCCACGGCUGGCUGGAGAGGAGACGCUAUCGCUGGCGGCUUCAGGACGGCGACAGUUGUAGCCAGAGCGUGAGACGUUGCCUGCUGCAGCCAGGCCUCCAGGUUCUGGGCCUGGUCACGCCCAACCGGCAGCUCUUCUUCCGCCUGGCCUUCGCCUACUGCAGCUUCCUACACCUGCACUACAUGUGGAAGAAGUCGGCGGUGGUGUCCGAGCAGGACAUAACGAUUGACGUCGAGAUUACCCAUCCAAAAGGGAGGGCUUUCAAGUAA
This is a messenger RNA of Drosophila persimilis, 1224 nucleotides long. RefSeq lists its product as uncharacterized. The transcript has a single exon. The record is from RefSeq and is a predicted model, not a curated record. NCBI's taxonomy places the organism in Eukaryota, Metazoa, Arthropoda, Insecta, Diptera, Drosophilidae. The coding region runs from base 1 to 1224 and encodes 407 amino acids.